This is a messenger RNA of Aureobasidium vineae, 2790 nucleotides long. NCBI's taxonomy places the organism in Eukaryota, Fungi, Ascomycota, Dothideomycetes, Dothideales, Saccotheciaceae. The record is from the annotation of a GenBank genome assembly.
AUGUCCAUGUCGCCAAACACGUCGCCGUCCUUUGACACGCCAGGAAAUUCUUUUCCUGACCUGGAGACCAACCUGACCUCCUUCAACGCCCCCUUCGAUCCUGGUCAUCUCAUAUCUCCCCAGAUGCACAAUGCUCCCUUCCACUUCUCUAUCCCCGAACUUGGCGAUGGUCAGUCGCCAUCUUCCGCCCAUUUCCACCAUCGCAUGAGCAUCGGAAGCUCAGUCCCAGACGACCAGAAAGACAAGAACGACCCAACACCAGCAUGGGCAGAGCUCAAGACGAAAGCGGGAAAGGAGCGCAAGCGACUUCCCUUGGCCUGCAUCGCUUGCAGACGCAAGAAGAUUCGUUGUUCAGGCGAGAAGCCCGCUUGCAAGCAUUGCCUGCGUUCUCGCAUACCUUGCGUAUACAAGGUCACCACCAGGAAGGCUGCUCCAAGGACAGAUUACAUGGCCAUGUUGGACAAACGUCUGAAGAGAAUGGAAGAGCGUGUCAUCAAAAUAGUGCCGAAGGAGGACCAAGGCCGGAUAGGAACCAUCGGUAGAGCCGUCGUCAAGCCUGCUAUCCCGGGAUUGCCCUCGAAAAACGAGAAAAAGAGAGCUGCCGAUACAGCUUUUGGCAACGAUAUCAAUAAUUGGUCAAGAUCAAAGUCUGGUGGCAGCGCAGAAGCUCGGUUGAGGAUAGGUCCUCAAGAACAAGAUGAACGUCAACUGCUACAAGAUGGAGCCGACCAAUUGCCUUCCCACGAGUUGCAGAUUCAUCUGGCCGAAGUGUAUUUCGAUUAUGUUUACGGUCAGAGCUAUCAUCUACUGCAUAAACCAAGCUUCAUGCGAAAACUUGAAGUCGGACAGGUGCCGCCGGUGCUCAUCUUGGCCGUAUGUGCCAUCUCUGCUCGCUUCUCAUCACACCCUGACGUCAAGACGGAACCUGCUUUCCUACGAGGCGAGAACUGGGCCAGUGCAGCGAGGGAGAUUGCUCUGAAGAGAUACGAUUCGCCAAACAUUACAAUCCUCAUAGUCUACCUCUUACUUGGAUUGCACGAAUUUGGAACCUGUCAAGGUGGUCGAAGUUGGAUGCUUGGUGGUAUGGCCCAACGCAUGGCAUACGCCUUGCAGUUGCAUAAAGAUUUGAAUCACGACACUUCGUCACGCGCUACAGGGAGCAGUGCAGAGCUCACAUUCACUGAUCGGGAGAUCAGGAGGCGUACGAUGUGGGCUUGUUUCAUGUACAUCCAGGCUCAACUGCCCGUCAAGGAACACUUUUUCCAAUUCGAGAUUCCGGGCACAACGGAAGUACUCGAAGGACCGAACUCUGACAGUGCUGAGAACGCUGGACCACACGCGCUUUCAGCCACCGAGAAUAUGGGCGUGGCUGCAUACAUAAUCCGACUGGUAGCUAUCUGGGGUCGCGUGAUCCGCUAUAUGAAUCUAGGAGGAAGAGAGAGAGACAAGGAGCCAAUGUGGUCUACUCAAUCAGAGUUCCAUGCCAUAAAAGAAGCUGUUCGCGAAUGGCAAACUGGACUCCCAAGAUGGCUCGAAUGGUCGCAUGAGAAUCUCGAGACCCAUGCAAGCGAGAAGAUUGCCAAUCAGUUCAUCUUCAUGCAUUUGAUAUGCAACCAGAUUAUUUGCUUCACAAAUCGCUUCGCAUUACCGUCACCAGGGUCGAAGUCGGCAAGCGUCAGGGACACUCCUCAGGCGUUCAUCACCGAGAGCGGAAGGGCGGCUUUGGAUGCAGCUAACCAGAUUUCAGUCUUGAUCAACGAAGCUAUGGAUCAUAGGGUGAUUGCACCGUUUGCUGGGUACUGUGCGUUCUUCUCCAGUACAGUACACAUAUAUGGCGUCUUUUCGAAGAAUCCAGCACUCGAAGCGUCAUCUAAACAGAACUUGGCGACGAACAUCAAAUACCUGACGAGGAUGAAGAAACACUGGGGAAUGUUUCACUUUGUCACAGAAAAUCUUAAGGAUCUAUACCGAAAACAUGCAGACGCUGCCUUCAGAGGCGCGCAAGCUGGCAACACUCAGAAGCCACAGGAGACGAUCUUCCAAUAUGGUGAUUGGUUCGACCGAUAUCCUCAUGGCGUCAGUGGUACAGACUAUGAGGAGCCCGUCACGGACGUCAAGAAAGAGCCAGGCUCUGAUGCGGUAUUGGGUCAGAAGAACGAUCUCCAAACUGUGACGGCGGCAGGAACGUCUGGAUCAGCUGCGCCUGACCCAUCAGGCUUCCCAAAUCAGCAGCAAAACCAAGCACAGCCACAAGCGCAAAGACAACAACAUCCAGCAGCCACGGUCUCUCAGAUGACAGCCGGGUCUUUGAACACCAACUUUGGCGUCUUGAGUCCUCAAAACAACACCAGUUUCCCUGACCAGCUGGUCAUGAUGCAACAGCAGCAACAGCAGCAACAGCAACGGCAGCAACCAGAUCAACAGCAUCAACAGUACAGCAACAUGCUCGGUAUCGAUGCUAACAUGUCACAUUACCAAUCCCUCGAUCCGUCAUCCAACACCGCCAACCCCUUCUCCAUCGACCUCAACGCCUUUGACUUUGGAAUGAACAGCAACAAUAACGCGUGGCACGAUCAAAGCUCUGCGUGGUUCAUGCCCUUCAAUGUGGAUCCACCUUCAGUGGGCGCUGGCGGACUCGGUGAUGACGCAGGCGGUUUGUUCGCCGCAGACUCUGUCGGAGGAUUCGAUGUCAACUCCCUGUUUCCAGACUUUGGAGGCGCACACCCUGGGUUGUUGAUGCCAGAGCAUGGGUUCGAGGAUGAUGGGAACAACAAUAGCGAGAACAAGUAA